ACCAUGAAGACAUCUACUCCAACAUGAUUUGAGUUAGUAGCGAAAGAUGUUAAUUUUUGAUGAAUGAGGCCCAAUCGCAGGAUAACGGGCCAAUAGAUUGAGGCGGAUGACAGAAAUAAACGCAACCCCUCACUGAAUUUGGAUCUUACAAAUCUAUCUAGGGUUUCAGCUUCCAACAUGAGUCUCACUCAAUUCUCAAUGCCUCUUCUCUCCAAAGUCCAAAGUUCGUUUUGACGAUUCAGCAAUUCACGAUCCAGUCACCAAAACUUAGCUCAAAUCUUAGCUGUGAUUCAAUCACGAUUCAGCUAUUCACGAUUCAGCUGCUCUUCUCUCCAAAACAUAGCCCAAAUCUUUGAUCUUCUUCCACUCGAGCUGCGAUUUUUUCUGCGGUGCAGGUUGAAGAAUUAGCAUAUCUUGUAAAGGACAAUCUUCCUUGCAAGCACCUCGUUCUUUCUAUGGAAGACAUGCUUGUUCAUUUCCUUCAGAAUGAAACAAGCUUAAAUGGGGUGCUGGAACUGGAGCCAAUGAACCCCUAUAAUCGUCUUCUUUUACACCGUCUUGCUGAUAUAUUUGGAUUUUCUCAUCAAUCUAUCGGUGAAGGAGAUGAUCGGCAUAUCGUUUUAAAGCGUUGUGAGGACACAUCAAUACCGUCCAUUCUAGUUGCGGAUUUGUUAUGGGAACAUGAGUCUCCAACUACAUCACAGCUUCUAACACGACCAGAGGAUGGUUCCACUGGGACAAAUUUGGAAACAUUAACUGCUAGGGUUUCUCUAGAAGAUAGAGAGUCAGCCUACCUGGCAGCUCGGAACCGGAUUUUCUCAACAGGAAAUGAUGAUGAUAUGGAGUCACUGAGGCCUCGAAAUAAUCCUGUUGUCGCCCGACGUAUGAUUGCUCAUGCGCUUGGCCAGAGAAUCAAACAGUCUAAUGACGGGAUAGGCAUCAAACCUCGUGACCAUGUGAAAAACCAAUCAAACAGUCAAAAGUCAACUGGUCAGCAACAGCAGUUAACCAGGAAGCUUGAAACUGAAGCAUCAAGGAAUGUUGGUGUAAAAAAACAUGAUACUAAUGUCCCGAAGCAUGAGGAACAUUUUGGAGCUGCAAAACGAAUAUUUGCUAAUGCCUUGAGAAUGCAUCCUGCUCUUCUUUCAAAGACUGAUAAAUCUUAGAAGGUGUUUGGUUUUUCAACUCAACGAAAAGCUGACCUCUUGUCUCGUAUGUGCUGCAAAGUAUGGAUUUUGAAGAAAACUUUACCGGCAACAGCAUCAACAUGUGAUGUUUCAAGAAAACAUAACAGCAGUUGAUACACACCAAUGUUUUGUUGUGUUUUUCCGUUUUUAAGUAUAAUAAUAAUAUUAUGGAGAUCGAAAGAAGAUGAAUCUGAUGACCUUUGUACAUGACUUGUACGUGCCUAAUCUUGAUUUUCAAUUGUUAAGUAUAAUAUAGUAUCUAUUUCACUACUA
Molecule: messenger RNA, 1460 nt
Organism: Helianthus annuus (common sunflower)
Lineage: Eukaryota; Viridiplantae; Streptophyta; Magnoliopsida; Asterales; Asteraceae
Product: protein encore
Exons: 7
Coding region: 456-1166 (236 amino acids)
Molecular function (GO): nucleic acid binding
Source: RefSeq, a predicted model, not a curated record